Molecule: messenger RNA, 4021 nt
Organism: Siniperca chuatsi (mandarin fish)
Lineage: Eukaryota; Metazoa; Chordata; Actinopteri; Centrarchiformes; Sinipercidae
Product: toll-like receptor 5
Exons: 5
Coding region: 769-3546 (925 amino acids)
Biological process (GO): immune response; inflammatory response; toll-like receptor signaling pathway
Cellular component (GO): membrane
Molecular function (GO): transmembrane signaling receptor activity; protein binding
Source: RefSeq, a predicted model, not a curated record
CAGAAGUGUUCAAAAUAUUAAAGAGUAAAAACCUCUCAGAGAGCGUUAGUGAUGUCCGGUGGCUGAUUUCUGUCGGCAGACUCCCUGUGAGAGCUGUGGUUUCUUGGAGUUGUUAUGUUACAACCAAAGUCUGUCCAGUGAUUUAUUGUAACGACGACGAGACACAACAGCACCUCUUCAUAGACUGCUACAGAGCUCAAGAGGUCUGGACCACCUUGAAAGGACUCUGUCUCUCUUUUGAUAUCAGCUACAAUUCAGUCAUGUACGGACCCCUAGAAGAGAAAAUGCCCCCCGAAACAAAAAGAACUGUUUCAGCUCAUUAUAUGCAUUGUGUCCGUGAAACUUUGGAAAACCAGAUGUGCCAUGGUUUUAAAUCAGACUGUCAUUGACAGCGACAUGGUCGUGAAACACGUGCUGGCUGACCUCCGGAGGAGGAGAACUGUAGAUAACAGACUGUUACUUCCCUGGAACAUACAGGACUUUUAAGGUCUUAUCUCUCUGUGCGCUUUAUUGCUUGGCUCCUUGUAUUAGCAAACACUUUUACCACAUUGUAUUAUGUAUAAUAUUCAUUUAUGAUAUGUAUUGAAGUAUUUAUGUUGCGCUUUUGUUUUUUGUCAUUGAACUUGUUGAAACUUAAUAAAGAUUUAUUUAAAAAAGAAGAAGAAGAAGAAGAAAAGGCUCGGUAAAGGAGCGGCACCGUAAAGUGCUCCGUGAGAGGAUCCAACCACGCGGAGGAGUGAAGCAACAAAACAAAACAAAAAAAACAGAAUGUUGAGCAGGUCUGCUGGGAGGAAGUUCCAGUUUCUGCUCACAGAAGAAACACUGUCAAGGUUUUCCCCAGUCUGCACAGCACCUACACAGGGCGAGGACAGUAUGUGGACACUGAUUCUUCAGUUGGUUUUCACUGGUUUAUACUUACAGAUACCCACAAUCUACCCAUCAUGCACUUUGUACGGCCUUGUAGCUAAUUGCGACUUCCAGCACCACUACUGGGUUCCUGCUCUGCCUCCCAACAUCACCCACCUCUACCUGGGUGUAAACUACAUCAGUGAGAUCAACAGCACCUCGCUCAGAGCCUAUGAACAACUGCAACAAUUAGAUCUUGGAAUGCAGAAAGUGCCGCUUGUCAUAAGAAACAACGCUUUCCUCAGGCAGAGAAAACUGACAAAGUUGGUCCUAGGCCAAAAUAAUGGUCUUCAACUGGAGCCAAGGGCAUUUGCAGGACUGUUCAAUUUACAACACCUCUUUUUGGAUUAUUGCAAUUUGACAGACUCCAUACUGGCAGAAAACUAUCUGCAGCCGCUUUUGUCCUUAGAAAUGCUUGAUCUCUUUGGUAACAAAAUAGUGAGACUCCGACCUGGACUGUUCUUUCCACAACUCACACAUUUCACACAGCUAAACCUCAAAUUAAACCAGAUUGAAAGAUUAUGUGAAGAGGAUCUUGUUGGUUUCCAGGGGAAAAAAUUCACACUCCUGAACUUGCACUCCAAUCACUUAUACACAACGUAUAGUCAAGAUUUUGACUGGAAAAAAUGCGGGAACCCUUUCAGAGGGAUGGCCUUUGAUAUGCUUGACUUAUCCAGCAAUGGGUUCAGCGUGAACACAUCGAAACAAUUUUUCAGAGCAAUAAAGGAGACUCCAAUUGCUCAUCUAAAAAUCUCUGGAAACAUGGGCAAAGGCUUUUCAUAUAACAAUCUCCCAGAUCCAGAUGAAAGCACAUUCGAAGGCCUCAUGAACAGUGCAGUUAACAUUUUAGAUCUGUCUAAUAAUUAUCUAUUUGCUUUGCAGAGGGCUGUUUUCAGUCCUCUAAAAGAUGCAAUGAUUAUUGACAUUUCCAAAAACAAAAUCAAUCAGAUAAACAGAAAUGCCUUCAAUGGUCUUCAAGGAAAUUUACGAAUGCUCAACCUCUCAUUCAACCUUCUAGGAGAAAUAUAUUCUCACACAUUCACCAAUCUGACAGACCUUAGGGUGUUGGAUUUGUCUUACAACCAUAUUGGUGUAUUGGGACACAAAGCAUUCAGCGGUCUUCUCAAAUUACGAGCGUUAUUUCUGACAGGAAACUCACUUCGAGAUUUGGGUUUUCCGGAGCCAUUACCACACUUAGAUUUACUUCUUUUGGGCGACAAUAAGCUGAAUUCACUAAGCAGUAUCAUUUCCUGGGGCAUGAACAGUAUCCAUGUGGACGUUGUAGACAACCGAUUAACAAACUUGGAGGAUGUUUAUGUCAUUUUAUCUCAUUUCAAUCGUCUCCAGAAUUUCUUCUAUGGUGGCAACUUCAUCAAGUGGUGCAUACUAAGGCCGAAUGUUAAAGUACCUCAUAAUAAUAGUUUACAAGUGCUGGAUCUUCAUGAUAGUUCCCUGCAGACCAUUUGGGCGCAGGGGAAGUGCCUCGACCUGUUUGAUCAUCUAGAGUAUCUGCGUGGUCUAAAUUUAAGCUUCAACUUCCUUGCGACUCUCCCACAAGGGAUUUUCAGCGGUCUCAGCUCGAUCAUAGAGAUCGACCUCUCGUCUAAUGCCUUAACCUAUCUUCAGCCAGAUGUCUUUCCGGUCAGCCUGAAAAGACUAGACCUCUCAAAGAACUUCCUAGCAUCCCCGGACCCUACGACUUUUCGGUAUCUCAGCACCUUCAGCAUGGCGGCAAAUCGGUUCCACUGUGAUUGCAAUCUGGAGAGCUUCCUGGAGUGGCUGAACAAGACGAAUGUAACCUUCUUGAGCCCAGUUGAGGAGUACAGAUGUGAGUUUCCAGCAGCUCUCCAUAACCUUCCGCUGUUACAUUACGCCACAAUCGUUAAACCGUGUAAUGAAGACGACGAAAAGGCCAUCCAAGCUCUUAAGUUUGCUGUCUUCAUCAUCUCUGCUCUCCUCAUCAUCACUGUCCUCCUCAGCGGGAUUGUUUACGCCCGUUUCCGAGGGCACAUAUUCAUCAUCUACAAAAAGAUUGUUGGCAGGGUUCUCGAGGGCCCAAAACCGACGCCUCCCGUGGACAAGAUGCAGUACGAUGCCUUUCUCUGCUUUAGCGACGGUGACUACGACUGGGUGGAGGCUGCUUUGCUGAAGAAGCUGGAUAACCAGUUUUCAGAGGGGAACAUCUUCCGCUGUUGUUUCGAGGCCAGAGACUUCCUGCCAGGUGAAGAUCACCUUUCCAACAUCAGAGAUGCCAUCUGGUGCAGCAGGAAGACUGUGUGCAUCAUCUCCAAGCAGUUCCUUAAAGAUGGUUGGUGCUUGGAGGCGUUCACUCUGGCACAGGGCCGGAUGCUGGAGGAGCUGACAAAUGUCCUGAUUAUGUUGGUGGUAGGGAAGGUGGCUCACUACCAGCUGAUGAAGUGCAACGCAGUCAGAGCUUUUGUCCAGAGGAGAGAGUACCUAAUCUGGCCAGAGGACCCUCAGGACCUGGAGUGGUUUUAUGAGCGGCUCGUCUCACACAUACUCAAAGACACUAAGGUGAAAAAGUUUGCAGAUGACAAAUCUGAGCUUGCACAGCCUGACAUUCAACCUCAGAGUGAAGACAAUGUCCAGCUUGAAAACAUUCGAGCAAUUGCCAUGUGAACUCUCACUGUAUGUUAAUGAAAACCUACAUUAACCAAUGUAACCUGUUGAUACCAACAUCCACCCCACUGAAGUGUCAUCAGUAAGCUAGUACUCAGACUCGUUAGCAGGAUGAGGAAGAACUUCUCCCUUGCAAAUGCUUUUGUUUAAGGCGAAAAAGGAAAAUUGGUAUUACCAACAUUCAGUGGAAGUAAAAGCAAAAAAAUCUUUCAUAUUUGAGUUUUACAGAACCAGAUGUACGUAGAACCUGCCAGAACCUUCUCAUUCUGCUCGACUGUAGACAGUCCUGAACAGUUUUAUGUUUAAAUAUUUUUGUGUGUUUAGGUCUUUUGUGGCAUAGUAUUAAAUCAAUUUAUAAUUCCUUUUCCUAUGUUGUCUUUUGUCAUUGUUAGUGUUACAGCACUCCCUGACCCAAUGUACAGUACAACGAAAUUAUUGUUAUUAUGUUAUUGGAAUAAAUAAAAUGUAACGUUAA